ACGUCUCUGGUCGCACCAUGAACACUCGGCUCGUCCUCCUGCUGGCUCUCGCUGCCGUUGCUGCGUCGGAUUCUCAACCUUCGUCCUUCUACGGUGUCCCGCGAGUUAGAACUCAAGUAUCAGAUGACUCUGCCGAAACGUCCUCAGAGAGUCGCCACAUCUACCGUAGUCAUGAUAGAUCUGACGAAGAUUCUGUUGAAUAUGCACCUGCAAAGUACGACUUCGACUGGGCCGUGAAGCACGACUACUCCGGCAACCACUUCGGCCAUCAGGAGUCCCGCGACGGAGACUACACCCAAGGCUCGUACUACGUGCAGCUUCCCGACACUCGCUUGCAGACUGUCAAGUACUACGUGGACGGCGACUCUGGCUACGUGGCCGAGGUGGAGUACGAGGGCGAGGCUCAGCAUCCUGAGUCCGAGGAGUAUCGCGUGUCUCGAGGCCGAUACUCAGCCCCUGACUCAAGCGAAGAAGACUCGUCCGAAACGGUCGUUCGAGCUCCCUCAAGAUUUUAUGGCUCACCUUUGUAAAGCUGAGAGAAAAAAGGCGGAUCUCGAUGCGACGGCCAUGAUUCCAUAUGGAGAUGAUGUGAAUUUAAUUUAUUUGUAUAGUUAAU
Messenger RNA from Penaeus monodon (black tiger shrimp), 616 nucleotides. Its product is annotated as cuticle protein-like. Bases 18 to 530 code for a protein of 170 amino acids. The transcript is spliced from 4 exons. Gene Ontology annotation, cellular component: extracellular matrix. The record is from RefSeq and is a predicted model, not a curated record. Lineage: Eukaryota; Metazoa; Arthropoda; Malacostraca; Decapoda; Penaeidae.